AUGGAAAAGUUGCGCACUGCAAUGGAUUUUUGUAUCCGCCACCAGAAGAUUCUGGGUUACAGCAUGGUGUCCCUGCUGACAGCUGCUAGCGAGUAUAUCUUCUCCUCCGUGGUCUUCAAGUGUCCUUGCAAUUCCUGGAACACCGUGUAUGGCUGUGUCUUCCUCAUAGCGCCAGCCUUCGUCCUCUUCCUGCUCGGCUACAUGAUAAAUGCCAGGGUCUGGCUUUUCGUGACGGGCAGAUGCUCUCCAGAGAACCAGUGCGGCUGUGACUCGUGUAGAAACUUUCUCAAGGUGCUGGUGCCAGUUACAGCCAGCACCUUGGUGGCCCCCUUCACCUGGAUCGCGGUGGCCCUUCUCAGUGCCAGCUUCUAUGAGUGCGCAGCAAGCAGGAACAGCUUCAUCAGAAAGCUGCCAUCCAAUGCCAGCAAAGAGUUCUGCAACGCAUCGCUGGAGAAAAUACCCUGUGACAAGGAGUUGUCCAAGAAGAUAGGUGAAUUUCACAGCCUUCAAUCUGAGUCCCAGAUGGUAGGAUGGUUGCUGAUUGCCAUCAUCAUGACUGCGGCACUCAUUUCAAAGUGUUUCAGCCGCUGUUGCUCCCCGGUUAGCUACUUUCAGAUGAAGUUCUGGAAAAUUUACUUGAAAAAGGAACGAGAGGUCUUUGAGAUCAAGGCUAAAGACCAUGCAGCCAAGCUGGCAGAAAGAAAUGUUCACUUCUUUUUUGAACCUGCUGACCUACCACCACCAUUUUGGACUCCCAACAAUGAAGACUGGCAGAAGAUUUCAUUCCCAUAUGGCUUCAAUACAGAAGAGCAGCAUUACAGCAUGAUACACAAGUACGUGAACACAAACAGAGGCAAGGCAUCCAGUGAAAGAGGUCGCAUUCACACUGUUUUAGGAUUUGUGGAUGAAGCACAUGCAAGUGAAUCAGGAUUUUGAUGAAGCAUACCCUUUGUAACACUGGCAAUAUUUUAA
Molecule: messenger RNA, 972 nt
Organism: Oxyura jamaicensis (ruddy duck)
Lineage: Eukaryota; Metazoa; Chordata; Aves; Anseriformes; Anatidae
Product: calcium homeostasis modulator protein 6-like
Exons: 2
Coding region: 1-936 (311 amino acids)
Molecular function (GO): monoatomic cation channel activity
Source: RefSeq, a predicted model, not a curated record